AACAUAUUAUAUUGAAAAAAUACCGAUCAAUCUACAUUAAAUUCAUAGUAUAAAAAUAUAAUAAAAUAAAAGACAGCCAAAUAUGGAAUUUGAGAAACAUGUUGGAUUCUCCAAACACGCCGUGGUACCAAAAAUUGAACUAGCUUAUCAGGCGAUGCAAAAGAAGAAUAAGAAGUCUCACAGUAAGAAAAGCUUAAAAAAUUCCACAAAGCGUCAACCACAAAAAUGUCCAAGUAUUCAGAACAUUUGGCGCAAGACGAUCGUGCUAACCAAAGUUAAGCAUAAAGCUAAUUUACCUAGGAUAUUUACUCCAGACCGCAUAACUGGAUUGCCACUUGAUUACGAGCGUACGGUAUCAAAAAUUAUGCAUUAUGUUAAUCCGCAGGCUUCAAAUAGUCCUAGCCCGGAUCAGUUGAUAGAGGAAUUCCUAACUCAAACACUAGCUGGUUAUUUGAAGAACUACACAUGCUGCGACCAAUCUUCGUUGAAAAAACAUAUGCGCAUGAUUUUACAAAUUCAGGGACCAAAUGUAGCACAAAGUUACCAUUGCAAUGAUGAAGAGCUGUUCGAGUUUCAUUGCGCCUGCAAGCGCAAGCCCAUCCCACCUGUCAAUAUAGUGCCAAUAUAUGGAAGUAAAUUCAAUUACAACAAUCUGAAGAUAAAAAGCAAUUAGAAAGCCUUCUUACACAUGACUUAAACUCGGCUCAAAUGAAGCACAUUCAAAUUUAAAUUCGCAAAAAUUGGAGCUCAAAUUAAAUUCAACUGGUCUAAAGACCUCGAAAUCGACGCAAGUUGGCAACCAUAUUGUCAGACAACUUAAAGAACCUGUGAAACUUGGCAAGGGCGUUGGUCAGCUUUGGCACUGCAAACAGCGACAGCAGCAUCAACAAUAAGCUCAAUUCACUGAAAAUUUGCAGUUCGCAAAUGGCCACAAACAUAAACUACAGCGAGAGAAGAAAGAGUCAACUUACUAAAUCGGACCGUAAACAGCAAAACUAGGAGCAUCAGAAUAACGAUUGGCAUUGCUAAAUAGGCCAAGAUGUCGUUGUUGCUGUCGAUGAGCAUAUUACUCAACA
Molecule: messenger RNA, 1076 nt
Organism: Drosophila albomicans
Lineage: Eukaryota; Metazoa; Arthropoda; Insecta; Diptera; Drosophilidae
Exons: 3
Coding region: 83-673 (196 amino acids)
Source: RefSeq, a predicted model, not a curated record